Messenger RNA from Paramecium tetraurelia, 1047 nucleotides. RefSeq lists its product as uncharacterized. Gene Ontology annotation, molecular function: protein binding. The record is from RefSeq and is a predicted model, not a curated record. Lineage: Eukaryota; Ciliophora; Oligohymenophorea; Peniculida; Parameciidae. The transcript is spliced from 3 exons.
AUGCUAUUUUGUUAGAUUGAGAAUCAUGACGAUAGCUAGAUUUUGGGAUGUUGCAUAAAAUAAGAUUGUAAGCAUCCUAGACCUUAUUGUUAAUAUUGUAUGACUUCCUUGCAUUUUGAUCAUUUUUAAUAAUUAAAAAGCUUUAAGCAACUAAAUGAAUUGAUAUUACAAAAAAUGAAAUCAUAUGAUUAUUUGAUGAAUAUGAUCCAGCAGAUAAAAAUCUCAAUAAAUACUAUUUAUGAAAUAGUAAAUCCACUCUAUGUUCAUCCAUUAGAUAAUGUAUAAUCAUUAUCCCAUAGUUACCUCAAUGAUUAAAUUAUAAAACUAAUGAAGAUUGAAGUAGCAGAGGCAACGGGAGGUUUAAUUGUGAAUAUCAAAGAAUUGAAUAACCGAAUAUAUAAUUUAUGCUGCAAAUUUCAAAAUUUGAAGUCUUUUCCCAUUAAAUAAACCAAUUUUUCUGAAUAAAUAUAUCAGAGGAGAUAACAAGACUCAUAUGUCUCAAUAGAACCAUAAUUGGAGAAAUAAAAUCAAGAAAUCUCUUAAAAUCUGCCUAUACAUUUUUCCUCUGACUAUAAAGAUAGAUACAUAGAACUAGAGAACAGCAGCAAGAAAGCAAUUAAUUUAAAUUUUGGAUGGAAGGUUGCUAUUUGCGAACCAAAAAUUCCAAAUAAUAAUUGCCCUAUUACAUUUUAGUUUAAAAUUAUAAAUGCAAAUGCUUGUGAUAUAGGAGUUUGUCAUAGGAAUAAAAUUAUUCAAGCCAAUUACUAACCUGAAUUAGUAAAGGCUUCAGGUCAUGGUAUUUAUUGUAUCAACCAAUAAGGAUAUGUUUACUCUAACCUAAAUUAAAAUAUCAAUAAUCAAAAAUAAUCAAUUUCAUUUAAAAAUAAUGAUAUCAUUUCAGUUGAAGUAAACUACUAAAAAUAAAGAAUAUUAUGGACAAAUUAGACUUUACAGAAUUAAUAUUCGAUGAAAUUCGAUAUUACAGAAGAUUUAUAUCCAUGCGUUGGAAUAAGUUAUGGAGAAAUCAUAACAAUAUUGAAUACCUGA